Molecule: messenger RNA, 1246 nt
Organism: Magnolia sinica
Lineage: Eukaryota; Viridiplantae; Streptophyta; Magnoliopsida; Magnoliales; Magnoliaceae
Exons: 4
Coding region: 94-1179 (361 amino acids)
Source: RefSeq, a predicted model, not a curated record
CUCACGCUAGUAGAAAUGUCAUCCAUCUCCUCUUAAAAACAAAUCCAAGCUAUCAAGCGAACCCCAACAAAUCCAUCAAAGCCCAUCAAUCCCAUGGAAGCCACGUUCUGCCUAUCUCGCCACCUCUGUACGAAGCCCAUCUUCACCACACCUUACGACAGAUCAACCAUCUUCCACUUUCACGUCGAUCUCAGCUUCCACCGCCAUUGUUCACUGCCUGUCCGCACUCUGCAAUCAUGGCCCACUCAGAAGGCCCAUCGAAAGACGUCAGUCGUCAACUCUCUUCCGACGCCUAAAGACAAAAACGGUGGCGAUGAUGGGGUUGAGCCGCCCAUAUUGGUGAAGACAACGGUAGUCAUGGCUUGUGUCCUAGGAGCCAUAUGUUUGAGCGGCAUGGUGGGCCCACGGGCACUCGCAAUCCCACUAGGAAUUAAUUUCCCGUGGUCGAUGGGUAACCAAAACCCUACAGUUAGUGAUCAGAACGAUAACCCGAUGGGAACUAUAGGAAAUGAUGAGAAGGAUAACCUGAUGUUACUUAAUGAGAGAGCACUCAAGGCGUUGAUGGAUGCAAUUGAUCCACCCCCUCAGAGAUCAGAAUUGGAAAAGGCUAAAAGCAAGCUGGCUGAGCUUAUAGAGGAAGAGCGAUUUGAGUUUACCGAUUUGCAGGAUCUUGCACGCAAGCUGAAAAUGACUGACAGGGCAGAUGCAACGAUAAAAAAAUUACAAACCAAGUAUGAAACCUUCCGCAAAGAGAAACGCGGUCAGGAAUUUUAUGAACUAAAGUUAAUAUUAGUAGAGAUGCUUCUCUACCAAGGAGAAUAUCAAAAAGCUAUAACGCUUCUGCAACCAAAUUACGGAAGAGGCUCUAAAGCAGACACCAAAGGGGGCCCAAGUUCCAAUGACGUGGAAGUGGAACGUUUUUUCAUGUCGGAUGCGAGGCCUGAACUAUACCUGGCUGCUGCAUAUCUACUAAUUGGUGAUGAACGAGAGGCUAGAAAGAAUUGGACAGAUUUUCAAGAGAAGGCUAAAGGGUCUUUUGGCGCGCCACCCAGAAUUGACGGUGAAGAUGGUAACGGAGGUGGACCGCCACUGGCCCAAACCAUGAAGUUUGAAAUUUUUAAAGCUCGCAUGGAGGAACUAAAACGAAAAAUAGAAGCAGCUAAGAAGAAGCCCAAGUAAUGGGAAUUCUCUCUUGGUAAUCGCUUGUUGUUGUUGUUGUUGUUGGUUUUUUUUUUUUUUUUUUUUU